Molecule: messenger RNA, 8650 nt
Organism: Notolabrus celidotus (New Zealand spotty)
Lineage: Eukaryota; Metazoa; Chordata; Actinopteri; Labriformes; Labridae
Gene: dennd1b
Product: DENN/MADD domain containing 1B
Exons: 23
Coding region: 273-2915 (880 amino acids)
Biological process (GO): endocytosis; endocytic recycling
Cellular component (GO): intracellular membrane-bounded organelle; cytosol; nuclear speck
Molecular function (GO): guanyl-nucleotide exchange factor activity; phosphatidylinositol phosphate binding
Source: RefSeq, a predicted model, not a curated record
GAGUGUGUUUGUUGUGGGAAAUAACACCGUGCUGCUGCUGAGCUGGGGCAUUCAAGAUUCAUUACCGGGGGCAGGACGGCGCAGACUACCACCACUACUACCCCCAUCUACGAGCAUGCAGCCGGGGCAGCUUCCCACCGGUGUGAGAUAGACCAGGAGGAGGAGGGAGGGUUGGAGGGACUCAGCGAGGACGAGGGGGGAUAAACCCGGACAGCCAGCAGAGCAGCAGAGCAGCAGACAGCAACGAGUUGUCGCGAUGUUGUAGCUAAAACAUGGACAGCAGAAUAAAGGAAAAUCCAGACAGAACAUUUGAUCUGGUUGUACAGGUGGCAUGUCCAACAUCUGAAAAUGAAGAUCCAACCGUGCUGUGGAGCUUCCCCCAGGACCACACAGACCAGGAGGUCCUUCAGACGAUACCAAAGUUCUGCUUUCCCUUUGACGUGGAAAGGGUUUCCCAGAGUCAGGUGGGGCAGAAUUUCACCUUUGUGCUGACCGACAUCGACAGCAAGCAGAGGUUUGGUUUCUGUCGACUCACUCAAGGCUGCCGGGUCUGCAUAUGUCUGCUCAGUUACCUUCCGUGGUUCGAAAUCUACUACAAGUUGCUAAAUACCCUCGCAGACUACCUUACAAAACAACAGGAAAAUGACUUGAAUGACAUGCUGAAUUCUCUCUAUGAUCUGCCUGUGCCAAAGCCCUUCACGCCAGUCAACCUGAGUGUGAAUGAGCAGUUGUAUAUUGCCACUGGGCAAGUACUGAGAGAUCGGCGAAGCAAGGAGCCGCACUCCUACUUCAUCGCCCCGGAUAUCAAUGGACUGCCAACUAUCCCUGAGAGCAGGAACCUGACAGAGUACUUUGUGGCUGUGGACAUCAACAACAUGCUCCAGCUCUACGCCAGCAUGCUGCACGAACGGCGCAUCAUCAUUACCUCAAGCAAGCUUAGCACUUUAACUGCAUGUGUCCACGGUGCGGCUGCUCUGCUCUUCCCUAUGUACUGGCAGCACAUCUUCAUCCCUGUGCUGCCCCCGCAUCUUCUGGACUACUGCUGCGCCCCUAUGCCAUACUUUGUGGGAGUUCACCUCAGUCUGCUGGAGAGAGUCCGCAGUCGAUCCCUGGAGGACGUGGUCAUCCUCAACGUGGACACCAACACCCUGGAGAGUCCCUUUGAUGACCUGCACAACCUGCCCAGCGACGUGGUGUACUCUCUGAAGAGCAAGCUGAAGAAGCAGUCAACAGCAACAGGAAGUGGUGUGGCGAGGGCCUUCAUGAGAGCGCAGGCCGCUCUCUUCGGAUCCUACCGAGACGCCCUCCGAUACAGACCUGGGGAGCCGAUCAUGUUCUGCGAGGAGAGCUUUGCGAACCACCGCUCCAGCACCAUGAGGAGCUUCCUGUCCAUGGCUGUCAACCUGCAGCUCUUCAAACAGUUCAUCGACGGACGGCUGGCCAAAUUGAACGCAGGCCGUGGCUUUUCCGACGUGUUUGAAGAGGAGAUCACAGAGGGGGGCUUCUGUGGAAGUAAUUCGAGGUCCUACCAGCAGUGGAUGCACACAGUAAAGAGAGGAGGAGCCCUCUUCAACACCGCUGUGACGAAGGCCAAGAGUCAUGCCAAGAGGGGCAUCCGGGACAUUAAGGGCAGACUUAAAGCGCGGGAGGAAGAGGAGGACGGGGUGAUGGUCUGCGCCGGGUCUCCAACCAGCACCAAGAGCCUGUCUCCAAGGAGACUGCAGCAGAUGAGACGGCAGAACUUCAAUAAGUCUCCCAUGAGCAUGGGCCCUCGAGACCUCGGCUACGGGCUAGACGAUGACGAGCUGGACAGCGCGAGCAAGAUUUCCUCAGAGGACAGCGGGGAUGUCCCUUCUUAUACCGAGGACAGCGAUGAUUCCUACUCUCUAGAGCUCGACAUAGACUCGUCUCGCUCGGGCCAGAUGAACCUGCUGGAGGAGAUUCUGGACUCGUUGAACACCACGACUUUGGAGCAAGGAAAACUCAGCGCUGCAAAGAGUCUGGACUUCUUCAGAUCCAUAGAAGAAUUAGACUACAAGCCGCCGAGCAAACCCAUACCCCCCAGUGAGUCCAAACCUGCAGAUGAGAACGGUGGUGGUGUUGGUGGAGGAGGUGUAGAUCAGAGCGGCUGGAACAUGGGCCAGGAUGACAGCGCAGUCCACGGGAAACAUCUCCCCCCGUCUCCUCGCAGACAGCCCAACAAGAGCAGCCUGAAGGUGUCAAAGAAACCCACAAUCCCUCCCCCAGCACCCCCUGCCACAGCUUCAUCCACUGCCCAGAACUCUGACCCCCUCAAGUUACCUCCCAAUCCACCGAACUCUGACCCCAACCCUUUACCUUCGGGGCGACAUCCAGGAGACCGCUUCUCCUACUCCCCCUCACUGGUCCGCAGAGUCACACCCACGCCACCUUCUCCCACUCUCUCCCACACCUACAGUUCUCCAGUUUCUCACCCCACAUAUUCUCCUGGACCAGUGAGCCGCUGUCGGACCAUCUCAGAACCCCAACCCAUUACAGAGCCUCCUCAGAACCAGAACCACACUGCCUCCACCAGCAUCCUGAGGAGGAAGGUGCUCUCCAAGGAGACAGUGAGGCACUACCAGGAAAAGGCCCUCCACAGGCAGGGCAGCAGGGGCCAGUAUGACGGGGGGCUUCAGGUGAGCCCAGCGAGGAACAGCCAGGCCACUGUGCAGGUCCCCUGGGAGAAGGAGGUGUCCAAGGAGGGUCUCCUGGGGCUCAACCUGUGUCUAGGUCAGGGUAAGGGCUCGGGGACGGGCGCGGUGCAGGAUCAGGGUCAGGGUCUCCUGGAGGAGAUUGACUCCAUGUGUUGCCUCAGCUCAGUCCUGCAGCUGUCACAGGUCCACUGUAACAACAGUCACCACCAGGUCCCGGGGAACGCUGCCAAGGAGUCGUAGAGACGUCAGAGACUCAGUGUCUGUAAUGCACCAUGGGCUCUGCUGAAGUCUCUCCACUUAUAUACACUUUUACAACUAUUACACAGCUUUUUACAACUAUCCACAGUCUCAGAGAACAUAGUUAGCUGUCAGGAUAAAAGAUAUAAAAGUUUGAUGUCAUAUACUCACAUAAAGAGUCAUAGCCGAGCAGAGCAGGAAACAAGAGGAGAGGGUUCGGUGUCAUUUUCUUGAAACCAGUGAAAAAGUAUUCCAGUGUAGAAACUGUAUUUAAUGGGAAAAAGAAGUACUCAGAAUUUCCUCAAAUUCAGUCUUUGUGACGAAAUGUAUUUAAAAAUAACGUCUGUAUUUUUCUUUUUCGUAUAAAACUUCAAAUUAAAGGAUUGUGAAAAGAAUCAGGCCAAAAUAAUCUCCCUAAAAUGAGUAGUUAUCUGAGGAAAAGCACUUCAAAUACACAAACUGAAGCCAUAAUAUUACAAAUUUUAACGUGUUUGAAGUGCAGGAUUUCUCAUUUGUUUUGAUUUAUUCAACGUAAGAAAAAUUUAACAACACUUUUGAGUAAUUCACGAACAAAACAACUAUAGGGAUGUAUUUUCAGUGUGGUAUAGCACUCUGUUAUCUAAAUCAAGACCAGAAAACCCCAGAACAAACCAAAAAUGUUGGUAUAAUCUACUUUAAUAAGCGCUUAGUCCUGUCAGGAUUAAGAAAAGGUGAUAUAUCCUCCACUAAUCCCUCAAAGAACAUUUCACUUACUCAAAUUAGAUUUGCACUUAUAGAUAAAUAGAUUAUCUCAGUCUGAACCACAUGGGAUUCAAAUCCUUGAGCAAAAACAUCAAAGUGAGACCAGAUCAUCCACACGCAAAGUCCACUCCGGCCUUUGAAUUAAUUCCACACUGUGUAAUAUAAAUGUUUUCUUUUUUUAUCACAAUGCCUUAAAUGGACAUGUGAUUUGUUUUUGAUACUCUGGUGUCUUAACCUUCAGAUACCAUAACAGGUACUCAGAUCUCUUUGUUACUCUCAGAUCUGUAAUAUUUCUUCAACAGCACUGUAAUACUCAUAGAUAAUUUAAUAUAUAUCUGACGUGCUUUAAGCUGCUGUUUUUAAUUGCAUUCUAGGUAAUGAGAUGUGCAUGGAGGAACCUCUCUCUCUCUCUCUCUCUCUCUCUCUCUCUCUCUCUCUCUCUCUCUCUCUCUCUCUCUGUGUCUGACCUCUUCCCUCAGGACUCUCCUGUAACUCUGAAGAGAAGCAAAAACAGUUAUGUCCUGUAUAUUUACAUGCCAGUUUCAGUGGUCCAAGUCCUUUUCUAUCUUCUUUAAACCAUCGUUACACCCCCCCCCCCUUGUGCAGCUUUCCAGCCUGUAACAUCAUCUUGUUGUCACCCUCCACCUUAACACUUGAAAGCAUAAGGCUGGUGAUAUUUGGCGACAAAUCUCUGACGGCUUCUUCACUGAUAGUAGAAAAUGACGACAUAUACGUGAUUUAAAAGCCAUAAUAAUGAAGAAUUAUGCUAAAGCUGGAGGGAGUUUCUGAGCUGCAGAGUAUCCGGAAGAAUUAACAUUGAUUUUCAUACUUUCAGUCGAUAUCACCGGUCUUAUUUCAGGCUCCCUUCUGUCUCCUUGUCUUUGCCAGCAGGAGGAAAUGCACUCUCUGUCCUCGUAGGUUUGAGUCACACACUGUACUGUACUGUGGUGGCUGAUGAUUGUACUGUAAUGAAGCAAUAGUUCUCCUCAGAGAGUAGCUUACAUGGAUGUAAUGUGUACACAGUCAAAAGUUUUCCUUUAACAGACUCUCCUGUGGAGAGGAACGCCGCUUCCAGUGAUUGUGGGUUUCCAUCGUUCUCUGUGCCGCCACAAACCCAGAGAAAAAAAAAAAGAAGAAGAAAGCUUUUGGUGUGCUUGCGUUGGGAUUAUUACAUUUAUGGUCCGUUGUUCUUAUGAUUUAUGCCAGACGCCAGUCGGUGUGGCAGUUUAAUAGCAGCUAUUUCUCCGCUUUCUGAGUGCUGGUCUGCGUUAACGAUUCGCUCAUAAAGUCUUUGGCGUGCUUCUAAAAGCCCAGGAAUGGGUCCUAGUGUUUCCAAAAAGAGUAAAAAAAAAAAACAGACUCCAAAAAUAAUCUCUGCACUGGCCUUUCACAUUGUAAACACUUUAAAGACUUAUUUACUAUGCAAAUAUUUAAAAUGAUCAAAAAGGUCAGUCCUUAAAGAGUUAUUACAUUUAAUGCACAGAUUUACUUGAUGAAUUAUUCACAACUAAAGUACCCCCUUAUGGGAGUCAACCUCAUGUGUCCCAUUAUAAUAAUAAAAGAAUAAUAAUAUAUAAAGUAUAUUUUGCUUGAGGUGUGACUAUGAGUGUUAAUGACAGAAUGGUGUGUAUGGUGUGCCUUAUACAGUGGGAGUACCACCCAGUAUAACAAGAACAAGGUACAGUAUUAAAGAAAGGAGGUGUAUGCAAUUUCUCAGACCACCUUAAAUCACACAGAGGAACUUUGAGCAUUGUAGUCUUUAUUUAAUCAUCAGAAUCUGGUCCUUAAACUGACCUGAAGUGAACUCGGGUACUAGCAUUGCUUUUGUAGCUGCUUUGUUUCAAACUUCAGGCUGCGGCCCGGCUGCAGUUAGUCAGUGCAUUUCUUUUUUUCUGGUGGGAAUCGUCCCGCCUGUGUUCAAGAAGAGACCUCAGCGUUUCUCUGAGUUAUAUGACUUUUUGUACAUUAGGUACUUUCUUUGAUUGUACUAAAUAGGUGAUUUACUUGUAUAGUUUGUGUUUCUGUUUUCUUUGGGGUCCCAUUUUUUAAAAGAAAUCACCUUUAACACUUACUCUGAGUUGACUGUAUGGAAAAAAAAUCUCUCAGAGGAGUUUCUCUAGUUGUUUUCAUAUGAAUGAAAAAUUAUUUUCAACUGAAUAGACAAGUAUUUUUGCUGGCUUGAGUUUAUUUUACAUGAAUAAAUAGAUUAAAUAUAUGGUUGGUAUCGUCUGUUGCAAAAAAUGACACCUAAUAUUUGAAUGUGUUUAGAUUUUAUUUUUGGAAGGAAACAAAUAAGAGAGAAUAUUAACUAAUGUCCCGUGUAGCCAUUCAUGUUGAAAAGCAUUUGAAACCUUCGAAUCAAAAUAAGCAGAGACUGAUGCUUGCUUGUACGUGGUACAAUGCUAAUUGUUGUAUCUGCAUGUAUGUACUUGUGUAUGUUGAAUGAUAUGAUUUUGUUUUGCUUACUUUUAAAGAUAAGGUCUUUUUGUUGGUAUUUGUUAUUAUUUCAGUAUUUUCCGAAACCAUCAAAUCCAAAGUGAUGAUGGAUAAAGCAUCGGGGUAUCACACAGUACUCAUUUUGCCUUGUAUUGGAUAUUGUUGAGUUAUUUGUCAUCUGCCUUGUGUUUUAGAAGAAUUCAUUUCAACCUUGGUCAGUGGCUCCUGUAGAUAUGACUCAGAGGUUCAUGGAAGAAAAACUUGAUUGGUCAGCUGCUAUUCGCCACAUGAGCAUGGCCGACGUUUUCCUCUGUUGCUAUACGCAGGGUGUGAAGCUCAAAUGUUGCAUCAUGUUUAACUUCUGUAUUCCAAAAUUAAGUUGUUAAAACGUGGGGUAUAUGGCCGUGGUUAUCAUUCCCAGCUUCUCAAAUAAUAAGCAAUUGAUAAUGGAAAACCCUUCAACUGCCCAUGUUUGUAUUUAACCACUCUACAGGUAACAUUCCAUUAGCUAGGAAGCUAACUUUAAAUAAGCUAGGGAAUACAAGCACACAAUAACGUAGCUGAGAAUUAAACUCACGUUACGUGAUGUAAACAGCAAAUUCAUAGCUAAUGUAACAUCAGCUAGGUAGUGUAUUCACAGCUAAUACUACUUAAGCUAGCAAUUCUUUAACAACUAGCAACCACUUUAGCUAAUUCCCAUCUUAUAUUUAAUUAGCAAUCAAGAAAUGUCCAGCCAAAAUUAUAUUAGCUAGAAGCUACAUUCAUAGCAAACAUUACUCUAGCAAAGACGUAAAUUCCUAGCUAAAAUCAUAUUAGCCAGAAGGUAUUUUGACAGCUAACAUAACAUGAGCUAGGAAUUUACAUCUUUACUAUUGUAUUAUGUCACACUAUCAUAUGGGACUGUUAGCUUUCAGUAUUAGCUUUCAGUAGCAUCAGUUGAAUGCUAACAUUAUCUGUUGUCUGACGGUGGCAAACAAAUAGCGAAUUCCCAGCUAAUUUAAAAUAGCCAGGUAGCAUACUCACAGCUUAUACUACUUUAGCUAGCAAUUCAUUAACAACUAGCAACUACUUUAGCUAAUUCCCAUCUCACAUUUGUUAACAAUGACAUUUCCAGCCAAUAUUCCAUUAGCUAUAAGUUACAUUACUUUCGCAAGGCAGUGAAUUUUCAGCCAUUGUAUUAGCUAAAAUGAAUAUUUCAAGCUAACUUCUUAGCAAGGAAGUAAAUUCCUAGCUAAAAUCACAUUAGCCAGAAGGUGUUUUAACAGCUAACAUAAAAAGAGCAAGGAAUUCACACCAUUACAGUUUAUAUUAUGUCACACUAGCAUUUGGUACUGUUGGCCUUUAAGUGUUAGCUUACAAUAACAUCAAUUAUUUGAUGACUUCUAACAUCAGCUGUUGUCUGAUGGUGGCUAUCAUUCCAUUAGCUAGGAAAUAAAUUCUUAGCUAACAUUAAAUAAGCUAGGGAACACAAACUCAAAAUAAUGUAGCUGGGAAUUAAACUCGCAUUAUGUAAAUAUCUAAUUCCAAGCUAAUUUAAAAUAUCUAGGUAGAAUAUUCACAGCUUAUACUAUUUUAGCUAGCAAUUCAAUAACAACCCAGCAUUCAUUUAAAAUGUAUACUAGCUAAUUCCCAUCUUAUGUUUAAUAAACAACGCAGACAUUUUCAGACAAAAUUAUAUUAGCUAGAAGUUACAUUCAUAGCAAAAAUGACUUUAGCAUGGCAAUUCAUUUUUAUCUAGCAGCUUAGCAAGGAGGUAAAUUCCUAGCUUAAGUCACAUCUGCUAGCUGUUGUCUGACGUUGGCUAACAGGUCAUGAAAUAUGUUGGAACUGGAAGUAUGGCCACAUCCCCUCAGUAAUUUAAUAAUUUAUUGACUUUCCAGUUGCUGAUAUACCGAGGAGCAGUGAUAUUAUAAAGAUUAGUCAGAUUUACAAUGUUUACGUUAGCUUAGCUUAGACCGUUCCCACCCUGUGUAUAACAAUGGAGAAAAAUGGCCGCCAUGUGAAUGUGGUUAAUUGAUGGUAAGAAAAGCUUUAGUAACUGUGGUCCACCUUUCACUUCUGUUGUCCAAACAAUGAAGAACAGGCUUGUGAUAACAUUCCUGAUGCCUGCUAGCAGCAGAGUGUAAAGUAGUCCGAUUGUUAAUUUUGGGGUAACGCCUAACUGUCCUGUGAUUACAGUUCCAGAGUGAGCAGCAGGUGACAGAUAAUGUAGCAGCUUUUACUGAGGUACUUUAAAGUGAUAUCAGCUUUGCAGAGAUGUAACAUCACUUCCUCUUCACCACACAUUUUAACAUUAUCUUCUCAGUGUAGUGACAUUGGACACGUUGCAGUGAGAAACUCAUUCCAGUCUCUUGUUUGGGUAUUGUAAUGACGAUUAACUCUUUGAUAUGCCAAUUACUGAUUUCUUAAUUCUGUGCACACUUGCAUGUUGUCAUCGCACAGAAAACUGUCUUACACAACUGAGGUCAAUCUAAUGUGCUAAUCAUGAGUAACUUGGUGCAUCUGCACACAAUGUAUGCACUGUGAACUGAAAAUAAAUUAUACUGUUUCAUGCUUAUGCA